Pristis pectinata (smalltooth sawfish) is the source of this 564-nucleotide messenger RNA. RefSeq names its product RNA polymerase II, I and III subunit F (gene polr2f). The record is from RefSeq and is a predicted model, not a curated record. Gene Ontology annotation, biological process: DNA-templated transcription. The transcript has 5 exons. Bases 78 to 461 code for a protein of 127 amino acids. NCBI's taxonomy places the organism in Eukaryota, Metazoa, Chordata, Chondrichthyes, Rhinopristiformes, Pristidae. Gene Ontology annotation, molecular function: DNA binding; DNA-directed RNA polymerase activity. Gene Ontology annotation, cellular component: RNA polymerase III complex; RNA polymerase II, core complex; nucleus.
CGGGCUGGGACCCCCGACCCGGAAGCAGUGCCGCAGUCCCCGGUGGCGGAGGCAGGAGCGCGGACGCCGGAGCAGCCAUGUCGGACAACGAGGACAAUUUUGAUGGAGAUGACUUCGACGAUGCAGAUGAAGAUGAAGCGAUGGAUGAUUUGGAUAACGUGGAGGAGGAAGACCGCGAAAACGUUGAGAUUCUUCCCGCGGCAGACGGGCAGCAGGCCAACCAGAAACGGAUCACCACAUCCUACAUGACCAAGUAUGAGAGAGCUCGAGUACUGGGAACACGGGCUCUGCAGAUAGCAAUGUGUGCCCCAGUCAUGGUUGAGCUGGAAGGAGAGACGGACCCACUGCAGAUCGCGAUGAAAGAGCUGAAGGCUCGGAAAAUCCCAAUCAUUAUCCGACGAUAUUUGCCGGAUGGAAGCUAUGAGGAUUGGGGAGUGGAUGAGCUGAUAAUCGCAGACUGACCUUUGCUGCCCCAUUAAUUACUUCGCACACGUUUUCUCUAUUUAAAUGUAGUUAUUUUUUUAUUCCAGAUUUUUUUGUAAAAUAAACAGUGAUUUCUGUUGA